CCCUCCAAAUUCAUAAACAGUAGUUCCGCAGAUUUAGCUUCGCAGGCGGCGGAUGAACCAACUCUCAGCGGCCGCCAACGCAUGAUUUCGAUCGCCAUCGUUGAUUGGGUGCUGUUCUCGAUCGCCUUGCAGUACUCAAUUUACUUCGCUUCCUUGUGGCCCUAUUUGUCACAGGCAAGAAAAUUUUUUUGUUUUUCUUUCCGUUUUAAUACACGUAAAUUUUUACCUAUCGACCAUGAAACGACGGAGAAAUUCUUUGGCUGGGUGAUCGCCAUCUACUGCGUUGGGCAGAUUGUUGCAUCUCCCAUCUACGGCUACUGGAGCAACCACGCAAAGUCGCUGCGUUUCGCUGCUGUCACCGCCGUUCUGUUCGGUAUCGUCGGCAAUCUGAUCUUCAUUCUGGCCGAAAAUUUUCCAACCAACCGUCGGUUCGUUUUACUAGGCGCCAGAGUGGUUAUGGGCUUAUCUUCCGGUAAACAUUCUUCAAUAUCGAAGAUGCAAAUGCAGACGCAGUCUUUUAUUCUGGCAGUGCUUCAUCGCGUUUAUCUUUUAGGCAUUCAAGCAUUGGUUGCUUUCGUCGGUUACCCCGGCCAUUACGUUGGCCCCUUUCACAUCAACAUGUACACGAUGCCGGCCAUUCUGUUAAUGAUGGCCAAUGCCGUGUCCGUUGUACUGAUGCUGACCAUGUUCAAGGACGAUUAUACGGGCAUCAAGGAAUCCAGAUCCGAGAGUACUCAAGUUUUUGUUUCUCGUUUGCAGUAUGUAUAUUUUCGAACUUUUGACUUACAGAUCACUUUGUCGUCGUUCCCAAAUUCAAGAUUUCAGCGGGUUGGCUCCCCUUUCGGAAUGGCGAUGUUCAACUGGACAAGAAAAGAAGCGACGGUCUAUGGUAGCAUUCUCAUGGGCGUUUCAUCAAUUCUGUCAUUACUAAUCUAUAUACUGUAUGCCUGGAAAGGUCGAAAGUACCUGUUCAGUUCCCAUGGCCCAAUGGCCGUUUGGUCCAUGCCUAUACUGUUGAUGGUCAGCUCGGUGGUGCUCGUCAGCACCACCUACGAUAUUCUCGUUCCUCUGGAAUUGCACUCGCACCUAAAAUCCGGACAAUCAUUGACUUCCACCGGAGGCUCGUUUUCGAAGUUCUAA
Soboliphyme baturini is the source of this 1140-nucleotide messenger RNA. The record is from the annotation of a GenBank genome assembly. Lineage: Eukaryota; Metazoa; Nematoda; Enoplea; Dioctophymatida; Soboliphymatidae.